Aureobasidium subglaciale EXF-2481 is the source of this 2894-nucleotide messenger RNA. RefSeq names its product glycoside hydrolase family 16 protein. The coding region runs from base 450 to 2777 and encodes 775 amino acids. Gene Ontology annotation, molecular function: glucosidase activity. Gene Ontology annotation, cellular component: endoplasmic reticulum membrane; plasma membrane. Gene Ontology annotation, biological process: fungal-type cell wall organization; (1->6)-beta-D-glucan biosynthetic process. NCBI's taxonomy places the organism in Eukaryota, Fungi, Ascomycota, Dothideomycetes, Dothideales, Saccotheciaceae. The transcript has 3 exons. The record is from RefSeq and is a predicted model, not a curated record.
UCUUCAGCCAAAUGCGCCAACUCGACAAGAAAUGCCGCGCUGCAUGGCAGUGGCAGUAUAAUGCUACGAGACGAGCUGGGCAAGAUGUCCACCCGUCGUUGGUGAGUUUCGCAUUUUCUGUUGCACUUUUCUUCCACCUUCUCAGGUCGGAUUUCUAUUCUCCCUCUUGCUUUUCAAUAUUACUCACUCACGACCUCCACUUGGACAUCGUUCGGCCGCAGCGUUGCUUUUGAGCUUGCCCUGGAGCUCCGCAUUCUGCCCCAGACAAGGAUCCUCGAUAACAACAACCGUGCACCUGGCACCAUCGAUAUAAUACUCCUGACUGUUGCCUGUUUGGGGUUAUAUUCCCACUCGAUGUUCCCACCGAGACUUGUGUCAACCAAUUGCCUGAAAUCGAGGCAUUGACUAAUUCCAACUCAUCGUUCUAUCAAAAACAAUAUAAUAGCACAAUGUCUCCACCAAUUCGACCCUCAGCUUCACGGCGCCUCACGCGGGCAGAAACGUCAGAUGCAGAGGAAACGAGACAGAGCGAGCAAGCUGGACGCUCAGCUAGCAACUUACACGCGCAGCUUUCAGCAGCUGCUUUGCGACCACAACGACCAGACAACCAAUCUCGUGGACCAAGUAGACAGACCAGUAACGACGAUCUUCCUCGCCAAAGUCCUACAACUACCUCUACCCUGCAUCGCUCUUCCAAUUCGAAUACAUCCGAUCGGUCGUCAAGAGAUGGAUCUGUGGGGUCACUACAUAACAUACGGACGAGAGAUGCAAACGCUGCUGGGAUUGCGAUAGGCCAAGGGCUGUUACCACCUCCACCCAUACCGGCUUCACGUCCCUCUCCACGACCAUACAGUAUGAGGAAUGUUAGCUCGUCUACAAGUCUCUCAAGAAUGGCUACUCCGAGGUCUGUCAGAGAUCUUGGACGUGAUUUCGACAGAUACUACAAUCCUUUUGCGACUCCCGCUCAGUCAACAACCGAUCUGACUUCUCUACUGCCACGCCGCAGAUCUAUGGACAGUAGUCAGUACCAAGGUGGAGCUUCGGGACCGAUGUCCAGACGGAACUCGAAUCCGUUUAGUGAUGAAGAUCACCCUUCUCAACGUCUGGCAACGCCUUUCGCGGCUUCCGCCAUCAGUACUCCCAGAAAUGACUUUAUUGACGACAAUGAUCCUGAUCGGUCUUUCUUCCCAUAUCUAGACGACAGACUAGGCGCACCCGGAACAGAAGAUCAGGGCUACACAUUUCCUCUCUACUGGCACGAGAAAGAGUGGGAUGACGAUAUGCAUCUACCAAUGGUAGAUGAUGAUGUAAAACUCAAACCAACGCUACGGGAUCGCUUUUCGCGCAAAAACGUACUGGACACACUGGGGUUGGCGUUUAUGAUAAUCGGUCUCUUGAGUGUGUUUAUCAUGUUACCCGUGCUUAGUUGGUCUGGCAUAAACAUCAUUGGAUACAAUGAUACUCCAUUGGACCAGAUGUGGGGAUAUGGUGACAACGAACCGACGUGGGCAACGGUAAACGCAAGUCGGAAAUGGCCUUUACUGAAAAACAUGCGUACUGGAUUAAUCGACCCUGAUACACCCAAGACAGAAAGGAAAAGAGUUGGUGUCGAGGGCGAUGAAUAUCAAUUGGUGUUUAGCGACGAGUUUAAUGAUGUCAACAGGACUUUCUACCCUGGCGACGAUCCAUAUUGGUUUGCUCCAGACUUCUGGUACGGGGCUACUAGGGACUUGGAGUGGUAUGACCCCGACGCCGUAACGACCUGGGACGGAGCUCUACAUCUUCAACUCGACGCGUUCGAAAACCACAACCUCCGUUUCCGAAGCGGCAUGCUGAAUUCCUGGAACCAGUUGUGCUUCAAAGGCGGCAUCAUGGAAGUUUCUGUCUCUUUGCCUGGUCCAGCCGGUAUUCACGCUCUCUGGCCCGGCGUCUGGAGCUUAGGCAAUCUAGGACGACCGGGAUAUCUAGCGACUACCGAGGGAACGUGGCCAUAUACUUACAACGAAUGCGACGCAGGUAUAACACCCAAUCAAUCCGACUCCAGCGGCAUGAACAAACUCCCCGGCCAAAAACUAUCCUCCUGCACCUGCCCCAACGCCGACCAUCCUUCCCCCGGCGUAGGCAGAGGCGCCCCCGAAAUCGAUGUCAUAGAAGUCAGUGCCGAUUACUCCGGCCUCGGCCUCGGUGUAGCAACACAAAGCUAUCAAAUUGCACCCUUUGACACUUGGUGGUACCCCAACGCCGACUUUAUGGAAAUUCCUGAUCCAUCACUCAGUUUCCUCAAUACAUGGACAGGAGGGCCUUUUCAACAAGCUGUGAGUACGACGACGAUGUUAAAUAAUAAGUGGUAUGAUGGGGAGGAAUAUCAGAAAUUUGCCUUUGAAUAUGUUCCUGGUAGCACGGCGGACAGUUAUAUAGCCUGGACGGUUGCAGGGCAAGAAAUGAUGAAAUUCGACGCUAGGGCAAUUGGACAGAAUGGAAACAUUGGACAAAGGAUUAUAAGUGAGGAGCCAAUGAGUAUGAUUCUCAACCUCGGCAUCUCCGAAAACUGGGUCGACAUAAACUGGACAGCCGCCACGUUUCCAGCAAUAAUGCGUAUAGACUAUGUACGCAUAUACCACAAACCCGGAGAGGAGAGUAUAACCUGUGAUCCUCCCGGCUUUGAAACGACGGAAUACAUCAAGAAUCAUCCAGAGGCUUAUACGAAUCCUAAUUAUACUACAUGGGAGGACGCUGGGUAUGAGUGGCCGAGGAAUUCAUUGAUGCAUGGGUGUUGAGUUGUGUACAAAUACAAAGGCAAGCAUUGGCCGUUAUUAUACCAGGAUCCUGUACAAGGACACUGUCAAAGAUAUAGAGAAAGAGUUGUGGAGACAUCACUUAUAAUAUACUCCGUC